AAUUCGCAUAGACGUCGCCAACAGGUUAACGAAUGCUACGAACAGAACCAGGUCCCUCGUAGUCGUAGGGUCUGAAUGGCGGCGGUGAGUGAUAGUCGGGUCGAUCUUCCGUUUGUGCUCUCGAGCGAAUUUUUACCUUUCGGCUAAAACAAGAGAAAAACAGGGGAGGAAGAAAAAUGGAGCGCCUACUGUUGAAUCUGCUCGUAGCCGACAGUGCUACGAUACAGGAGGCAACAAAAGAGCUCAAGAAGGUACUUCAGAAUCCAGACAGUGUGCCAGCUUUGUGCCAACUUAUUGUAACAUCGACGAAUCCGGAGGUACGACAAUAUGCGACUCUUAUUCUUAGGAGACGUUACAUUAAAGGAAAAAAUUGGACAAAAUUGUCCAUACCUAUACGAACAGAAUUUAAGAAAAUUCUAUUACAGGCCUUAGAACAUGAAUCGAUAAAUUUUGUUAGAAAUAGUAUAGCUCAAUUAAUAGGUGUCAUUGUUAAACAUGAAUUACCUACAAAUAGCUGGCCAGAAAUUAUACAGUAUGUGCAAAAGUUAAUCACUAAUGAAAGAUUGGAGGAUAAAGAACUAGGCCUUUAUACUUUAUCAAUUAUGACAGACGUUACUCCAGAUACCUAUACCUCACAUGCCAGAUCUCUAGUGAUGCUCCUCGCUCAAACGUUGAAUAGUCUUCAGAGCUUGGGAAAUCCUGCAGCUUUUUAUAUUUUGAAUACAUUGCGACAUCUCAUUCCUGUAGCCAAACAUGACGAAACGACAGUACACACUUACGCUACAAUGAUGCCGCUCAUAAUGGCUACAAUUCAAGCUUUGGCUGAAACUGAACAUGAUACUUUUGCUAUCCAAAGUUUCGAAUUGUUGGACGAAUUGUGUGAGAACAUGAUUGUUGUAAUAACACCCCACGUGAAACCUCUUGUCCAUAUGUGCCUUACAAUCAUUGCUAAUAAAAGUGCAGAUGAACUCUUGAAAGUUAGAGUGAUCAGUUUUAUCGGUUGGCUAGCAAGAUUAAAGAAAAAGGCUCUCGUGAAGCAUAAACUGGUGGAACCAAUCGUCGACAUGUUAUUCGCAGUCAUGAUUAGUAAGCCAGAUGAUGACGAUGAUUAUUCAAAUGCAGAGAGUGAAAAUACUAUUUUAACAAGCGCUACUCAAACUUUGGACUUACUUGCGAUGCAUUUGCCGCCGGAGAAAUUAAUUCCACAUUUGUUACGACAUAUCGAACCUGGACUUCGAAAUACAGAUGAUUACGUUAAGAAGACAUCGUACGUGGCUAUAGCUGUAUUAGCGGAAGGUUGUGCUGAAUACAUUCGGUCGAACUAUCUUGAAUUCUUUCUGCGAUGUAUCUGCGAAGGAAUCUCCUAUCACUCGCCUGUUGUGCGCAACGCCGCGCUUUAUGCCUUAGGACAAUAUUCUGAGCACUUGCAACCGGAGAUCUCGCAGUAUUCUUCCGAAUUACUGCCCGUAUUAUUUGAGUACCUCGGCCAGGUGUGCUCGCACAUUAAACAAGAGAAGAAAGAACCGCAUGCGGUCGGCCGUAUGUUCUACGCUCUCGAGAUGUUCUGCGAGAACUUGCACGAGAGGAUUUUACCGUACUUGCCUAAACUGAUGGAGAAAUUAUUCGACAUCUUGAACGCGGAUACAUCACCUCAUGUAAAAGAACUCACUUUGAGCGCGAUAGGCGCCGCCGCCUGUGCCAGCAAGGAGCAUAUGCUACCGUACUUUGAAACAAUCAUAAACAUUCUUAAUAAUUAUCUUACUUCUGAGCCGAAUGAGGAAAACAUGUGUCUUCAAGUUCAAGCAGUCGAUACCCUCGGAGUGAUUGCUAGGUCGAUAGGUGAGAAACACUUUGCUCCAUUGGCGGCUACGUCACUCGAUCUUGGAAUAAAACUAUUAAGAAAUACGAUCGAUCCAGACUUACGGAAAUCUCUUUACGGAUUGUUCGCCGCUAUUAGCACAGUAAUGAAGAAAGAAAUGGUUGCAACUCUACCCGAAAUUGUCGAGUACAUGAUAAUGAGUAUACGAAGUGCAGAUGGAAUUUUGAUGCAUUUUAAGGACGACGAAGCUAAUGCUCUUACAGUUUAUGAUGAUCUCAGCGAUACCGAGAAUGAACGAGAAGAUGAAGAAGAAGACAUCGAAUUCACUGAUAAUGAAGAAGAUAAUGAUGAAGAGAUCGACGGUUAUAGUGUUGAAAACGCCUACAUGGAGGAAAAAGAAGAGAGCGUGAUGGCGCUGAAAGAAAUCGCUGAAUACACACAAGAGGCGUUCAUGCCAUACCUCGAAAGAUCUUUUGAGGAGAUUUUUAAGUUGAUUAAUUAUCCCCAAGAAGAUAUACGAAAAGCAAGUAUAGAAGCUCUAUUGCAGUUUUGCAUCAAUUUAUCAAAAAUCAAUACCGACGAAGGCAAAAAGGCACUAUUGAAGGCUCUCUCCAUGUUCAUUCCGAAAUUGUCGGAGCUGAUAAGAUUAGAUGAAGAGCCAACGGUCGCUAUUUGUGGUUUAGAAGCGUAUCAGGAACUUUUAAGGGAAGUGAAAUCAGAUGUUAUCAUCGGUAUAGGUCAUAAAGAAGCCAUAAUAAAUUGUGUAAUGGACGUUAUGAAAGAUAAAACAGCGUGUCAAGAUCAGGAGGAAAUCGAAGGUGUUGAAACCGAAGCGGAACAGGACGAGCUACUGAUAGAAUGCGCGGGGACUGUAUUUUCUAGUUUGGGAAGAGUGCUUUCAGCAGAGGAUUUUGCGCUCUAUUUUCAGACCAUGUUGCCUUUCUUUUUAAAAAGACUGAAAAUGGACAAUUCGGAGGGACAGAGAUCCUUCGCCGUUGGAACGAUAGCUGAAUGUUUGCCCGGACUUAAACACACAGUGGCUGCGUUUAUUCCACAACUGCUUCCAACUUUUCUACAAACUGGGACCCAAGAUCCCUGCAGUGAAGUUCGUAGCAAUUGCUUCUUCGGAAUCGGAGAACUUGCUCUAUAUGGGAAAGAAGCAGUUUAUCCGCAUUAUCCCAAUAUUCUUCAAAUUUUAUCAUGUGCCAUUGCAAAAGAAACGGACGCAGCUGCACGUGAUAACGUAGUUGGAGCAAUUGCACGACUUAUUAUCACGAAUUAUUCGAAUUUACCGCUCGAACAAGUAUUUCCAGUUUUUGUAGAACAAUUACCUUUAAAGGCAGACUACCAAGAACAUAAAGCCGUAUUUAAAAGUAUUCUUACGUUAUAUCAAGCUGGAGUCACUCUCCUACAAUCUUACAUUCAUACAUUAUUGAAAGUCGCAGUUAUCAUAUUACAUGAAGAAAAAACUGCCGACGUUGAGACGCAAAAUCUUGUCAUGGAAUUUAUCAAGUCUGCUCAACGAGACUUUGUGAACGAUUGGAAUGCACUUUUUACUGAGCUGCCUCCAGAAGUUGUUACAAACAUUCAACGUAUAUUUUCUUAAUGAAACAGCUAUUUUUUAAGGACAUUUUUAAAGUAAAUUUUCUGCCAUUGUUUCUUCUUCGCAAUUUGAAUUAUAACUAUUACGGAGUAACAUUGUGCGAACAAGAUACAACGCAAGAAGAACUGCAAUCGAUUAAAUAUAUGUUUCCAUAAGCUUUAUAGGUGAAUACUCAGCGGUUUAUUUUUUGUUUAUUCGCCAUCUUUAUUCGUUAUUUAUGAUAUAGCUUUAUAAAAUGCCCGUUUGUGACUUUCGUUUAAUAAGCGAAUAAUUUAUAUUGCUUUACAAUUAAAUGAGCAUUUUGUUAUCUUUAUGAUGCAUGCAUCAAGAUAAUUCUUCCUCUAUUUUCCUACUAAAUAAACCGUAAAUGUUGUAUAAUAAAACGAGAAAGGAAAGGAAAGUCUAGGGAGACAAAAAUUAGAAUAAUUGAUUUCAGAAACCUCGCAAUUCUUUCUCACGCUGUUAGAUUUUUUACUUUUGCUCGCAGACUUAUUGGAACUGUGUAGAUUUAUAAAUUCUUUGAUGUCUUGUGAGCGUAUAAAUAAAAGAUCUGAUUGACAUGCAGAAGCAGUGAAAACUCGUUUAACGAGAAAACGAUUAAAACUCUGCUUUUGGCAUAGGCGUCGGCGCCAUUGUUACCAAUGAGCAGAAGGUAGCCCGUCUUCUUUCCUUCUGUCUGCAACCAAAAAGAGCGUACCGUAGCAUAAAUAUUAAAAAUAAAUGUAUUAUGUGACUAAUAAAAGUACGUGCUUUUUUUUUAUAA
Messenger RNA from Monomorium pharaonis (pharaoh ant), 4185 nucleotides. RefSeq names its product importin-4. The record is from RefSeq and is a predicted model, not a curated record. The transcript has 16 exons. Gene Ontology annotation, cellular component: cytoplasm; nucleus. The coding region runs from base 177 to 3425 and encodes 1082 amino acids. Gene Ontology annotation, molecular function: nuclear import signal receptor activity; small GTPase binding. Gene Ontology annotation, biological process: protein import into nucleus. NCBI's taxonomy places the organism in Eukaryota, Metazoa, Arthropoda, Insecta, Hymenoptera, Formicidae.